Molecule: messenger RNA, 2850 nt
Organism: Pomacea canaliculata
Lineage: Eukaryota; Metazoa; Mollusca; Gastropoda; Architaenioglossa; Ampullariidae
Product: calcium homeostasis endoplasmic reticulum protein-like
Exons: 21
Coding region: 118-2691 (857 amino acids)
Biological process (GO): RNA processing; intracellular calcium ion homeostasis
Cellular component (GO): perinuclear region of cytoplasm
Molecular function (GO): RNA binding
Source: RefSeq, a predicted model, not a curated record
AAAACCAUCAUUUACAUGCAAAGUGCGGGACUGCAGUUCUGAAUUGACCGGAAGUGGAAUACCGAGUAAUGUUAGUGAAAACGAAAAGGCAAGAGAUAAUUUGUUUUCAAAAACAAAAUGGAGCUGCCCAAACCGCCCGAAGACCCAGAAAUGACAAAUAUCAUUGACAAGCUUGCCAACUUUGUGGCUCGCAAUGGACCAGAAUUUGAGCAGAUGACAAAACAGAAGCAGCGGGAUAACUCCAAAUUCGGAUUCCUUUUUGGCGGAGAGUACUUUAACUACUAUCAGUACAAGGUCACCACGGAACAGGCUAUUCUCAAGAAACAACAGAUGCUGGCUGAACAACAACAGAUGGCUAUUGUGCAGCAGCAGCAAGUGGCCUUGCAUGAAGCAGAGAAGAAAGCAGCGCUGCAGCAGCAAAUCACUGGCUUGCAGCAGCAGGUUGCUAGCAUGCAGACACAGAUGGCCGAGCAGAUUAAACAGAGUGAGACCAACCUUUCUGCUCAGUAUCAAAACCUGAUGAGACAACAGCAGAUCCAGAUAGAAGAAGCUAUUUUGACAAAUCGUCAGGAACACCUGAAGCAUCUGGCAGGUGAUUGUGAAGUUAGCUUGGAACAGUUUGAUGAGACAGUGCAGCCAAUAAUCAACUCUUGUACAAAAGAUGCCAUCCUGAAUGGAAAGAACUGGAUAAUGAGUCAUGCCAACACAGACAAGCACUGUGAACUGAUCUCACAAUAUUUCUUAGACAAGACUCUUGGACGUGAAAUCCAAAAGUUGACAAGCAAGGAGGCAUCAUUUUUUCUGCGUCUACAUCUGAUUUACUUGAUGUAUGACAUCAUCCAUCACUGUGUGCGGCGUAACGUUGACAAUCUGAAAGAAAGUCUGGAGAAAGUUGUUGUGCCCAUCUUCUGCACUGCCAGAAUGGGCUGUGAAGAAGAGAAACAACAGGACAAGCUGAACAAGCUGCUAAAACUGUGGGAGAACCAUGCUUACCUAAACAAAGAUACUCUAGAGAAAUUACAAGAUCCUGCUCAAGCAAUAGCUGCUUACCAGGCCAGCCUGAUUACAGAUAAUGCUGAAGUAGUGACGCAGAUCACGGCCAAUAGUCAGCAGCAGUAUGCUGCUCUUGAGAAGCAGCACCAGGACUUCUGUGGCCACCUGAACCUGCAAUUGACAUCCUUGCAGCAACAGCUGGCACUACUGCUAACUCAGGAGAAUCAAGGCCCAUUAAGUCUUGUCUCGCUGGCUGCAGACCUACAGACAGUGGCUUCCACCCAGCCUCCUCCUGUUGCUGUUGUCACACCUCCACAGCUUGUAAUACCUCAGCUUGCCAGUACAAGCUCUCUGGUAUCAUCUGUGGAGCCACCUACCAUUCCAGCUUCCCUGGUCUCACAGGUAACAACUGCAGGCAUUUCACAUCCUGUGCCACCAGCCCAGGUUCUUCCUCUGCAGGCUCCCCAGCCCCAAGUGCUGCCACCACAAGUUAACUUGCCUCCACCACCCUUUUCCCAGCCACCUCCUGGGUUUGAUCCUCAGAUCCCUCCACCCCAGAUUGCAGUGCCAAGCAUUCCUCCCCCACAACAGUUUGAGUAUGGCCAUGGCUAUGGAGCCCCUAGGCCAGCCAUGCAUCCUGCUGACUUCACUCUUCCCGACCUGAGCAAGCCACCGCCAGGGUUCCCUCCCACAGUACCUCAACAUGGUCCAGCUCUCCCACCACCGCCACCUCCUGGUGGCAUGCCGCUGCUUCCCAUGGAUAUGGACUUGACGCCAUCUGUACCCUAUUAUGAUCUACCUGCUGGUCUGAUGGCACCAUUGGUUCGGCUGGAUGAUGUGGACUAUAAACCUCUGGACUCCAGAGACAUUCGCUUGCCACCUCCUAUGCCUCCUAGUGAACGAUUGUUAGCAGCCGUUGAUGCUUUUUAUACUGCUCCCUCCAGAGAGAGGCCCCGAGAUGGUGAAGGAUGGGAAAAACUAGGCUUAUAUGAAUUCUUUAAAGCAAAACAUCGAGCGAAAAAGAACAAAGAGGAAGGAAGAUACUACAGAUCGUCACGAUCACACUCAAGAUCAAGAUCUCGCUCCCGAUCCAGGUCACGUUCCAGGUCCAGAUCUGAAACACCACCUAGAAGACGACGAUUUGACAUUGAAAUGGAAGAAAAGAGACGAGAAAGUGACAGCAGGUCCAGAUCACCAUCCCCAGCAAGGAGAAGAUCAAGGUCAGCAUCCAAGUCCCGAUCUCGGUCAUCUUCAAGAUCACGCUCAAGGUCAAGAUCAAAGUCCCCACUGCCUUACCUGAGGAGCAGUCGUUCACCAUCCCCUCAGCGUCAGCGUGCUGUGUCCAAAGAACGUAGUCCAACUCCUCCUAGUUUCAAUAUGGGAGGUGCAGCUAUGAUGGGCAUGAUGGAAUCACGCCUGGGAGAGACCAACAAGGGCCAUCAGCUGCUCAUGAAAAUGGGCUGGAGUGGCAAAGGCUUAGGAGCAGCAGAACAGGGCAUCGUUGACCCCAUUGAGGCUGCUGAGGUGCGGGACAAGCUGGACAUGCGCAAGGGCAUUGGCAUUGAUCUGAAAGAUCCUUUUGAGCAGUUCCGCAAAAGCAAGGCUGCAGGUUUCAUCCAGCGCAUGAGAGCCAGGGACGAUGGCUCAACCGCAGAACCCCCUCCCACUUCCAAUCGAAAGUCAAAGAGUGAGAAGUAAUGGGCCCAUCUUCUCUUGGCGCAGUAUUUCAAAGUACAUGAAUAUCCCAUGAUUGUCCUUUUGCAUAACACACUGACACUUUGUUCUGUUAUAUUGUAAAGACAUGCUUGAAGUAUGAGUUUGCUUUGAGGAGUAAGUAAAAAUUUGUAAAAUCACUCA